AUCCACUUCACGUGGUUUGACCUCUGCGCCACGGCCGUCAUCGUCACGUUUCACACAACAACCACCAGCACGCCGUUCAAAUCGUGUACAAACGGCACCGUCUGUCGCUCGUUCGUUAGUUCAAAGUCCGGCCAUUCCAUCGACAUCGGCUGCACCGGCUAGAGCACCAUUACAACCGCUCCGCAAUGAACGAGUGUGUCGCCGCAAAGGUGAACAAUCGGAUCCGAACCAAGAGACAUUCACCAUCAAAAUGUCUCUGCGGUCAUUCUUGAGAAACUCCUAUUGGUGGUAAACGAAACAAAGAUCAAAUGAAUGCAGCGAAUGCUGACAACGCCAACAAUAGAGAUUGUGAUAUGAAACGCCGAUUAAUGGCAAUCAUUGAUAAUGCUGUGAUUGAGAUGUCCGACUUGACGCGAUUAUCGGCAUACUAUGUGCACAGCGAAUUGAAUCGUUUGGUCGAUAGCAACAACGAUGCAGCAUUCCGUGCAGAAUUUUUAGCGCCUUUCGAUGCACACAAAUAUUUUUUCGCCCUAAAACAUUGCCAAGCUAACGUCAAUUGUCCAUUAAAUCCAAGGUUUGCACAAUAUCUAAGGGAUAAGAACAUUCCAGUUCAGCCACACAUUAACAACUUAACUCACCCGAUUAGUUUUGCUUACCAACUGUCCGCCACAAAUAUGCGCAAUAACACAAAUAUGCAUGGCAACGAUCACAUUCGCAAUUAUUUCAAGCGCAAAAAUAUUAUGGAACAGGAGAUUGAUGUGUUGAUGGACUUUUUGCAAUACGAAGAUUCGGAAGUCGAGCUGUAUGCCGGCACUCGCGCGCAUUUAACCGAAUACUACAAUGAGUUGCAUCCAUUGUUGCCACUCGACCGUAUUGCUCUCUACGAAAAUGAUCCUGAAAAUGUUGUGUUCCAAGACGACCAUCUCAUACCACGUGGCUGGUUGUGGACUACAACAGACGAUACCAAGUACUAUAAACACGUGCACGAGCUGAUCCAUUUACAGCGUUGGAUUCAACAGCACAAUGUGGCCAAUCCAAAUGAGCAGUGGCGGUCGUUUCGUGCCAUUCCGCAAUCGAAGAACAAACGCAAACAUGUUCAAUUCGAUACGGAAGAUUUCAUCGACAUGACAAAUUUAUUGUAUGCCCGCAGAGAAGAUAAAGUAAGAAGAAAUGACAAACCAAAUUGGGAUAACAAUGAUUACGAUGCAUUUUGGAAUCGGUAUGUAAAUUUGCGGAAAAUAAAUCGUAACGGACAAAUUUUCGGCAACUAUUUUACGACCGACGGUGUGACAGCAUGUCUGAGAAUGAUUCGUCGAAAGCGUGAUACGAGUGCACCGACCAAAACGAGUAAGAAAAUGAAUAAGAAGAAAAAGGGCAAGAAACAGUACGAAAAGAAAGAGCCGCCAAAAUGUCCGGAAGACAUUAAAGCUGCGUUUCGAGCUGGUCAAAUCACAAAGAUCAUUGGAGAUGAUCCGGGCGCCAAAGUAUCACGAUCGACAACAAGCCGUGAUCUGAAGAGUACACUCGAAUGGAGCUAUAAAUUGACAGCGAAACAGUGGUAUGCCAAAUCGGGUGCACGUAAUCGCAAGCACAGAUUGAGACGAUACACGGGCGUUUUGGAAGAUGAAUUGUAGCAAAAGCGGAAUGAUUUACACGCACUUUACGGCGAACAACCAUCGAGCAAAAGCGCAAAUCACCAGCUAUAUUUGGAAUACAAUUUGGAUUCCUUUAUGGCAUCACGUCAAGUGCAUUACCAACGGCGUGUGGCCCGACUAGAGCUGGACAAGCACAUUCAACGUCAAGUUGCCGCACAUCAAGUGGCCCGUGAUAUGACCCUACUCGAAAAAGAAAUUCCAAAAGCACAACAGACCAUCGUGUAUGCAUUGGGUGACGCAAAAAUCGGUGCAAAUUCGCCGAUAAAGGGACACUGCAGAACACCACAGGCCUUCAUAACGCAUACCAUUGAUCGAUAUUGUCGCAUAAUGGCUGUUCAUGAGCCAGGAACAUCGAUGCUCUGUAGUCGUGAUCAUGAUAUCUUAGACCAACCAUUGCACCGCGAAAGACCGGAGAAUAUGAAUCCAAAGGAUCGUUUCUUAGUUUGCAACAACUGCGAACCGGCCCUUAACCAUGUUCUCCCACCACCAAAUGAGUGGAUAGGCAAAAUUCAUCAUACAUUCCGACAAAAACAUCGCCAUGAAUUGGAACCGAAUCUCAAGCAUUAUGGACAUUCUAUCGCGAAUCAACAAUACAAUGGACGCAAGCAAACUAUUGUUUUUGACCGUGAUCUGAAUGCAUCACGCAAUAUGAUAUACAAAGCAUUGUGUAUGAUACAAGAUAUUCCAAUCAAUGGUGAUUUCAAUCGGAGUGCUGCCUAUUUACGACAACGGGCGGCUAAUAAUGCCGCUCAUUAAAUGAAUAUCCUCCUCGGCCGUCUCCCGUAGUUUACUCAGUCUACGAGUAAUUUACGUUGUGUGACAGAACGCGAUUCUUAACACUACUACCAAAUCUCAAAUUAAAGCAAUGUUGUUGCAAAUGUGUGACGAUUACUUUGCUCUUAAACUAUACAUAUUUGAUUUUCAUUAUAUGUUUCCAUUACUUCCAUUACUUCCAUUACGUUCCAUUACAUAUUGAUUAAUUUCCAUUAUU
Contarinia nasturtii (swede midge) is the source of this 2646-nucleotide messenger RNA. RefSeq lists its product as uncharacterized. The coding region runs from base 309 to 1634 and encodes 441 amino acids. The record is from RefSeq and is a predicted model, not a curated record. The transcript has 3 exons. Lineage: Eukaryota; Metazoa; Arthropoda; Insecta; Diptera; Cecidomyiidae.